Molecule: messenger RNA, 717 nt
Organism: Perkinsus marinus ATCC 50983
Lineage: Eukaryota; Perkinsozoa; Perkinsida; Perkinsidae
Exons: 4
Coding region: 1-717 (238 amino acids)
Source: RefSeq, a predicted model, not a curated record
AUGAGUGCGGCAUCUGCGUCUGCAACCCGCUCACCGGUUGUAGCUUCUCAAGCGUCUGCCGAGAUUCUUAUGGUAGGGCAUGACUUAUCGCCAGUCGUUUGCGGCAAAAGAGUACGCUCUGCGGUUAUUACCCCGAAUACAAUCGAUCGUGAGAGAGAUGCUACUCGAAAGUUGAUCAAGCAUGCUGCUGAGGUCGAGGCUGCUAGUGACGAUGAGAACGAUGAUCAUGUAUCGUCCCCUGCAGCUGUUGACUUAUACACUAGGCUCGUUGAUGAGGAGCCAAUCAAGCGGGUUGUUGCUCAUGUCGAGGAUGAUGCUUCCCCUGUGAGCACGGUAUCAUCUAGAGGGUCACCAGUGCCUCACCUCACACAGGAGUCAACCAAGGACGACUUUAGUUGUCCAGUGUGUUGUGAUGUGCUAGUUCGACCCGUUGAUGUAUGCGGUUGUGGCCAUCAUGUAUGCCGUAAGCAUGUUAUCGAUAUGGUUACACAUGCCCACGGUAAUGGCUACAAGUGCCCACUCUGCCGUAAGGAGGUUGUCGUUAAUAAUUAUGAUAAUAAUUAUGAUGAUAUCGUCGUGGAUAAUAAACUGAAGUCAACCAUCCAAGAUUUGGGCCUUUAUGAUGAGUCCAGGAGGUCUUCAUUCCGAUCCAGUAGAAGCAGCACGCCUCUCCAAGAGAGGUUUAAUAGAGAGUUCUUCGAGGAUGAGACUUUCUAG